AUGGAAGUAAAAAAAUUAUCAGCAGCUAAUGAGGUACAGCAAUUACUACAAAAAUACAGUUCAGUGUUAGAAGAAGGCAUAGGUGAAAUAAAAGACAUACAAGCAAGACUUACAAUAAACCAAAGCGUCAAACCUAUUUUUUGUAAAGCGCGACCUGUUCCUUUUGCACUUAAGACAAAAGUAGAGGAGGAAAUUGAAAAUUUGGUAAACCAAGGGGUACUUAAGAAAGUAAAUUCAUCCAAUUGGGCUACACCUGUUGUCCCAAUUGUUAAACCAAAUGGUAAAAUAAGAUUAUGUGGGGAUUUUAAAACCACAAUAAAUAAAUUUUUGUUAGUGGAUAAUCAUCCAUUACCAACUGACCAGAUUGAAUACUGUGGGUAUGUGAUAAACAAAAAAGGGAUUCAAAAGUCAAAGGCAAAAGUAAAUGCUAUUCAGAAUUUGAGACGUCCCACUAAUCAGUCUGAAGUCAGAGCUUGUUUAGGACUAAUUAAUUACUAUGCUAGAUUUUUUAGAAAUUUGAGUGAUUUACUUUACCCUUUGAAUAAAUUACUUUGUCAUAAUACAAAAUUUGAGUGGGAUAAAAGGUGUGAGUACUCUUUAAAUGAAAUUAAAAUACAAAUACAAAGUGAGGAUAUAUUAACUCACUAUGAUACAAAAUUACCAAUUAUUGUAGGAACAGAUGCUAGUCCAUAUGCAGUAGGGGCUGUAAUUUCCCACAUUUUUCCUGAUGGGACUGAAAGACCAAUACAGUUUAUUUCACAAACACUUACAGCGACUCAACAAAAAUAUGCACAAAUUGAUAAGGAGGCUUAUGCUAUAGUUUUUGCUGUGAAGAAGUUUUAUCAAUAUCUAUAUGGGCGUAGAUUUACAUUAUAUACGGACCAUCAACCGUUAGUUAAGAUUUUUGCACUUGACAAAUCAAUACCACUUCUAAGUGCUAGUAGAAUGCAACACUAUGCCUUAUUUUUACAAGCUUUCACCUAUGACAUACAUUACAAAAAUACAAAAUGUCAUGGGAAUGCAGAUGCACUGUCUAGGCUUCCUAUUAAAUCUGAGGAUAUACAUUUAUUUGAGGCCUGUGAUAUUUUUGAGCUACAACAAAUAGAGACUUUACCCAUUACUAUAAAUUACAUUGCACACCAAACCAUUUCAGACAAAACCUUACAACCAUUAUUAAAAGCACUACGAUCUGGGAAAUUACUAAGGAAACAGUAUAGUUUUGGUAUUGAUCAAACCGAGUUCUCAUUACAGAGCAACUGCAUUAUGAGGGGGAUUAGGGUAGUAAUACCAAAAAUAUUUAGAAAAACUAUACUUGAAGAGUUACACACAGCACAUUUUGAAGUUAAUAAAAUGAAGUCAUUAGCUAGGAGUUAUUGUUGGUGGCCAGGUAUUGACCUUGAUAUUGUUGAAGUAGCCAAAAGUUGUUUGGAAUGCAACAAAAUAAUGAAUAACCCAUCUAAAGUACCAGUACACCAGUGGGAGGAACCAGCAGAACCAUUUGAAAGAAUCCAUAUAGACUAUGCUGGACCAGUCAAUAAUAUGUAUUAUUUAGUAAUAGUUGAUGCAUUUACAAAAUGGCCUGAAGUAUUUCCCAUGAAACAGAUAACCACUAACAAAACAAUUACUAUUCUACGUUCACUAUUUGCACGUUUUGGAAUUUGUUCUACAUUAGUGUCGGAUAAUGGAACACAAUUUACUGCACACGAUUUUUCACUUUUCUUAAAGCAAAAUGGCAUUAAGCAUAAACGCACUGCACCGUAUCAUCCAGCUACUAACGGUUUAGCUGAAAGAUAUGUACAAACCUUAAAACAAUCAUUGAAGGCAAUGCAAAGUGAACGUAACAGUAUAGACUUAGAACUAGCAAAACUUUUAUUGCAAUAUAGGAAGAUGCCACAUAGUAUUUUAAAUGCAUCUCCAUCUUUUCUAAUGUUUAGGAGAGAGAUCCGAUCUAAAUUAGAUUUAAUAAAAACCAAAAGAAAUUGUACACCUGUAACAACUGAACAUGCUCCUGUAACCGAGGAUGUGACAGAUGAAUACCAUCGCAUUUGGAGAAAAAAGGAAAGUAAAACUGAUGUUCCAAGCUAUAAUAAUUCUGAAGGUCCAGUUGAAGAUUUAUUUCUUGAUACAAGUCCUACUGGUGUUUUUUUGACUUUAUUUGAAGGUAUACUUGAUCAUAUUGUAUAUCAAACUAAUUUAUAUGGCACACAAAAAAAUUUAAAUUUAAAUAUCAAGCCAUAUGAAGUUUUGAAUUUUUUGGGAAUUAACUUUUUAAUGGGCUAUCAUAGGCUACCAAGUUGGAAACAUUAUUGGAGUUGUGCACCAGAUUUAUCAGUUCCUUUUGUGGCUGCCACAAUGACAAGAAAUCGUUUUGAUUUGAUUUUGAAAAACUUACAUUUAAAUGAUAAUACACUGACGCGGUCCCGCGUAAUAGCUAUUUGA
Molecule: messenger RNA, 2439 nt
Organism: Acyrthosiphon pisum (pea aphid)
Lineage: Eukaryota; Metazoa; Arthropoda; Insecta; Hemiptera; Aphididae
Exons: 3
Coding region: 1-2439 (812 amino acids)
Biological process (GO): DNA integration
Molecular function (GO): nucleic acid binding
Source: RefSeq, a predicted model, not a curated record